CUGAAUAAGCGCCAAAUUCGAAAGAGAUCUAUUGGCGCGUGACAAACAUAUCGGUGUGUGUUUCUUCGUGCGAGCUUACGUUUUCCCCACAGAAAAGCAGCUGGCUAUUUGAAGUACCGUUAAUCAGCCAUACGGAGAAGUGUGAUGGGUUGUUUUUUUGGGAUUUCCACUAUAGCUUCAUAGAACUAGAAAGAACUGAGAGCCCGAAGCUAUUGCUUUUUAAAGGUAACAUCUCAAAAGCGAGAUAUUGUUGAUGAUGUCAAACCAAACCACGCGAUUAGCUUACUUUUUUAAACCUUUAUUGUGCUCAGCGGUUCUGAUCUUGUUUUCUACCCGUGGAUGGAGUCAAUCAAGCCGCCCGCAACUUGGCUACUUCACCUUUCUCAGGUACAGAAAUCAGGACUGUUUGGGGGCACAAGGUGAAAAUGGUACGUGCAUUACCCAGAACGACUGUGAUAAUCGACAGGGCGUUAACGUUGGUUUUUGCGCCGAUGGCUAUGGUGUUUGUUGCCGAGUGUCGUUUACGUGUAAAAUGACUAACGAAAAAAACGAAACGGAGUUCGUUAAUCCAUCAUAUCCUUCUGGUGACACCGGGACGUCGACCUGCGACGUGACUAUCGAGAAAAACUCCGAUAUCUGUCAGAUUCGCCUCGACUUCAUCGAGUUCUCGUUAGCCCAACCCGAUUACAAGGGCGUCUGCUCGCAUGACGCGUUCAUGGUCCGCAGUACAGUCGGUGAGAAAUUGCCAAUUCUCUGUGGCGAAAAUAGCGGACAACAUAUGUACGUCGAUGUAGGACGUCAGUCUGGAAAUCCCGUCGUGUUGAGCGUCGUUUCAACUGGGUCUUUGACACAUGCACGUAAAUGGCGCAUUAAAGUAUCUAUGAUCCCCUGCGGAAGCCUUGAUAUCGUGCCAGCUGGAUGCGUCCAAUAUUUCCGAUCACCGUCGUCUCUCGUGCGCUCGUUCAACUACGGCCCAGAAACGGACAAGGUUAUUCGUUAUCCUGCCAACACGCGCUACGCAGUUUGCCUUCGUGUGGAGGAGAAUUUUUGCUCAAUCAAAUGGGAGACGGAAACGGCUAUAAUGAGAUAUCCCAGUGGCUUUGAAGGCAAUAGGACUUCGUUCAGUUUCGGCAGGCCUUAUGAAAGUGGGGCAUCUGGAGCAAACUGCGAAGGUGACUUUGUGACUAUUGAACAGGGAUCGACGUACGGUAUGGGACCAGGCGAAGACCGCUUCUGCGGCACCAAGUUACAUGAGAAAAAUGUCCUCAUAUCACACAGUAAGCCAUUUAUAAUGCGUGUUACCUCAAGUUCAGAUCCGUCACUCGGAAGAAAUCCGGCCGCGUUCGCUCAGUCUGGGUUCUCGUUGCGCUAUACCCAGCUUCCCUGUGUUGACUAACCGAAUGACCUAAAAUAAGAAUGCGACUAUGUACUUCAUCAAAAACGUAUUGUUUCAUGCACGGCAUCUAAGUACGGUGACGAUACGGCUAUGGAAGGUCAAUAGUUAAGAAUGAUUUGUCAUAGAUCCAAUUUUAAAUAAUCGCUUUCAUAGCUAUGAUAUUGCUUGUACCAUAGUAUAUAGCAUUUGUCUCUUGUGUAUACUGUCUUUAAUAACUGAAUACCGAAGAGUAACGUAACCUACCUGUGCCUAACUUUUUCAAUCCGUUACGGAAGCAGCAAGCUGCAUUGAACACCGCUACACAAAAUACGUUCGAUUAUCCCUGUUAUUCUAUGUAGUGAGUAGCUUGAUAUCAGGCAUCGUUCAACGCUUACGAUAAAGUCCAUUUUCGGUGCUGGUCUCAUGGUCAUAGCUAGCUAUAGUUACCAAGUAAUACUGUAUUCGAAGAUUUGGCAAUAGCAUUCCUAGGUUGUAUGCCGAAGGUAUCUACACACUAUUUUUCGCAAAAAUUACCAAUACAACAAUGGUACUCCCUUUGUACGAUAUACGUUCGCAAUAAAAAUUAUUAUUUUCAAAUAAU
Molecule: messenger RNA, 1976 nt
Organism: Varroa destructor (honeybee mite)
Lineage: Eukaryota; Metazoa; Arthropoda; Arachnida; Mesostigmata; Varroidae
Source: RefSeq, a predicted model, not a curated record